Fundulus heteroclitus (mummichog) is the source of this 934-nucleotide messenger RNA. RefSeq names its product ribosyldihydronicotinamide dehydrogenase [quinone]. Gene Ontology annotation, molecular function: NAD(P)H dehydrogenase (quinone) activity. Gene Ontology annotation, cellular component: cytosol. NCBI's taxonomy places the organism in Eukaryota, Metazoa, Chordata, Actinopteri, Cyprinodontiformes, Fundulidae. The record is from RefSeq and is a predicted model, not a curated record.
CUCCAGGUGGUAAAGAUGUAUAAAAGCAGCAUUUUAAGCCUGGAACAUGAGCACAUCAUUCUUUUUGUUAACCAGCUGAUUAGUUCAGAACCAGCAGCAGCAGAAUGGCAGCAAAGAAGGUCCUGAUUGUGUAUGCUCACCAGAGCUCUGGAUCAUUCAAUGCUGCAGCUAAAAAUGCUGCUGUUGAGGUUCUGACUGCUCAGGGUUGCACAGUGGAAGUCUCUGACCUGUAUGCCAUGGGUUUUAAAGCCACUGCCACAGCAGAGGACAUCAAGGGAGACGUAAAGAAUGCUGAUAACUUCUGUUACUUGGAAGAGUCCAAACUGGCAUGGGAGCAGGGGAAGUUGUCUGACGACAUCACAAAGGAGCAGUCUAAGCUCACUGAGGCAGACCUCAUCAUUUUUCAGUUCCCCAUGUACUGGUUCAGUGUUCCUGCCAUCCUGAAGGGCUGGAUUGAUCGGGUGCUCACAAAUGGCUUUGCCUUCUCACAAGACAAGCACUACAGUCAGGGAGUCUUCCAGGACAAGAAAGCCAUGUUGUCCUUCACCACUGGGUCUCUUGAAUCAAUGUUCAGCCCAACUGGUAUUAAUGGAGACAUGAAUGUUACACUGUGGCCACUGCAGAACGGCAUCUUGCACUACUGUGGCUUCCAGGUUCUGGCCCCUCAGAUCUUCUGGGCUCCCUCUGCUGCUGCAGUUGAAGAUCGCAGCUUACUGGAGGAAAAGCCUCUCUCCUCCGUUCCUCUAGAUUGUUUUGAUGAGGCGGCUUUCCAGCUGAAACCUGCUGUGCAUGAGAAACAUGCCAGCGAGGAGUUUGGCCUAACGGUGGGCAUCCACCUGAACAAGCCACUGCCCCCUCACAGCCAGAUGAAGGCUGGGUGCUGAUGUUACCUUGACUGAGCAAUAAAAGCUGGUUUAUUCUGAAGUUGUAUGCA